Molecule: messenger RNA, 1343 nt
Organism: Lagenorhynchus albirostris (white-beaked dolphin)
Lineage: Eukaryota; Metazoa; Chordata; Mammalia; Artiodactyla; Delphinidae
Gene: RANBP1
Product: RAN binding protein 1
Exons: 5
Coding region: 576-1046 (156 amino acids)
Biological process (GO): positive regulation of mitotic centrosome separation; nucleocytoplasmic transport
Cellular component (GO): nuclear pore; centrosome; cytoplasm
Molecular function (GO): GTPase activator activity
Source: RefSeq, a predicted model, not a curated record
UAGUAACUGGAUUUUACGGGUGUCAAGAUCUUGGCUUGACCUUUAACCACACGGAGAGUUUUGUGAUGGCUACUCCCAUGUGGAAAUCAAGGCUGUUGUUAGAAUCAACUCAUUCCUAGGUCUUGGGUGUCCCUGCUGCCCUGAGGCCAGUCCUGGGGAGGGCAUGGGCACUCCCAGGUGUCAUGUUACCACUGCUCUGUCCACAAGGGACAUCUCCCCAAGACCCCUGUCCUUGCCACCCUUGCCUCUAAGACUCUCUCAGACCCCUGCCGCUGGUUGAGCAUUGGGUCUUUACUAUUAUCUUUUUUCCUUAAAUGUGGGGGUAUUUUGAAGUUUAUGAAUUUCCAAUUCAAUACUUUCAGUAUACAAAACAAUGCCUGGAAUUACAAAUGAGAGUGGGCGGUGCUAUAGUCAUUAAAGUUACUCUUUAAAAAUCAUACGUGAUUCUUGGUGCUUUCAACAAGAAGCUACGGUGGCCGUGUCACUUUGAAGCAGUGGUCACAGAAGCCGUGCAUCCAGAUGUGUGCAACAAAGUGACGGCACCGCGCGGACACGCAGGAUCGCAGGAGACGCUAAUGCGGGCCAAGCUGUUCCGGUUCGCUUCAGAGAACGACCUCCCGGAGUGGAAGGAGCGGGGCACCGGGGACGUCAAACUGCUGAAGCACAAGGAGAAGGGGACCAUCCGCCUCCUCAUGCGCAGGGACAAGACCCUCAAGAUCUGCGCCAACCACUACAUCACGCCAAUGAUGGAGCUGAAGCCGAACGCAGGCAGUGACCGUGCCUGGGUCUGGAAUACCCACGCAGACUUCGCCGACGAGUGCCCCAAGCAGGAGUUGCUGGCCAUCCGCUUCCUUAACGCCGAGAAUGCACAGAAAUUCAAAACGAAGUUUGAAGAAUGCAGGAAAGAGAUUGAAGAGAGAGAAAAGAAAGGAUCUGGCAAAAAUGAUAGUGCCGAGAAAGUAGCUGAAAAGCUAGAAGCUCUUUCGGUGAAGGAGGGCAAGGAGCCUGAGAACGAGACCAAGGAGGUGGCUGAGGAGGAGCAAUGAGUCGGCUCCCGUUGUGUUCUUUCUCCCUGUCUUUUCCCUUUUUCUUUUUUUAAAUUUUGCCCUGCACCCUUCUUUUUGGUUUGUUUUUAUUCUGUUUUGUUUUUACAAGGGACUUUAUAUAAAGAACUGACUUCCAACAUUCAGGUUGUUUUUUUCUAAGUUUUUGCCGUAAUGAAGACGACUUCAGAAAAUCCAUUACCCAGUCGUGAGAAUGUACUGUGCUAACUUUCUUUUCCAUAGUGGAAACACUUAUUUAUAGUCAUCAAAAUAGCAAAUAAACAACACGUUUGAAACUUG